AUGCCGCUCAGAUUGAGAUUGUUCGAUGACGUCAUUUCCGGAUUCGAUGACGUCUGCGGGGUUUCCCCUGCUGAACUCGAGACCGUGUUGACGCCUAGAGGAAAGGGGGACAAAUUCUGCAUGCAAGAUGAUCAUGGAUUGGACACGCCUUUGUCGAUUGAAAUUCCCGCAAAACCGUUGAUGCGACGACGCGCUGCGUUUGACUUCAGACGCAGCAUCUUUUCCGGAAAGCGCUCUGCGGACCACAAAGACCUUACGUCCAUCUCACCGGAAGUGACGGCUGAUGUUAUUCGUGGAAGCUUCAGUGAUGUCAUUGGUGACGUGACCAUUGUGGAUUGCCGUUACCCGUACGAGUUCGAGGGCGGGCACAUCAGAGGGGCUUUAAACAUGUACACAAAAGAUGAGGUCAACAGCUUGCUUCAGAAACCAGUAGCUGACGACAAGCGUCACGUACCGGUUCCUUCGCGAGCAAGACCGAAUGUUAAACAGCGACAGGUACCGCGUCUCAACUUCCCGGAAGUGUACCUACUCCAUGGCGGAUACAAGGACUUCUUCAAAAUGUAUCAGGACCUGUGUGAUCCAAUCAGCUACACACCCAUGUUGCAUGAGAACCACGCAGCCGACCUACGUCACUUCCGUGUGAAGUCUAAAUCCUGGACGGGGGAGGACGGUAAUCAGAAGACAAGUAGACGACACCGCAGUCGUCUAGGCCGCCAUCUUAGUUUUUGA
Messenger RNA from Mya arenaria, 729 nucleotides. Its product is annotated as M-phase inducer phosphatase 1-like. Gene Ontology annotation, biological process: G2/M transition of mitotic cell cycle; positive regulation of G2/MI transition of meiotic cell cycle; positive regulation of G2/M transition of mitotic cell cycle. Gene Ontology annotation, cellular component: nucleus; cytoplasm. NCBI's taxonomy places the organism in Eukaryota, Metazoa, Mollusca, Bivalvia, Myida, Myidae. The record is from RefSeq and is a predicted model, not a curated record. The transcript has 6 exons. Gene Ontology annotation, molecular function: protein tyrosine phosphatase activity. The coding region runs from base 1 to 729 and encodes 242 amino acids.